CGUACCAAGUUACAUGCAAAGGACAAAAUAUAAUAACAACAUUUCUUCCCUUCACUCUCUUCAAGCUUCUUUAAUGUCGGCUCUUCAAUGUCUCACUUUCCUCUUCUUGUUUCUCCUUCUCCAAGUCGCCACUCCUGCUUCGCCUCUCCCUCUUGGCCGGAGAAGGCCGGUUCUGGACAACAGCAACCACAGCAACUUCGCCAAGCAUCCACGUCGGGCGGUUUUCCCGGUGAACAGAGGUAGCUGUGAUCUUUUCGCCGGCAAGUGGGUACGGGAUGAGACCUACCCACUUUACCGAGCGGAAGAAUGUGGCGGAGGAAUGAUAGAUCGGGGAUUCGACUGCCAGACUUACGGCAGACCUGACUCCGAUUAUCUCAAGUUCCGGUGGAAACCUUUCAAUUGCGACGUCCCAAGGUUUAAUGGAGUGAAGUUUUUACAAGAGAUGAGGAACAAAACAAUAAUGUUCGUAGGUGAUUCAUUGGGUAGGAACCAGUGGGAGUCGUUGAUGUGCAUGAUGAUUUCAUCAGCACCGUUCAUUCAUACACAUAUCAUCCAUGAAGAUCCUCUCUCAACCUUCAAGAUACUUGAUUACGACGUUAAAGUAUCAUUCUAUAGAGCUCCUUAUCUUGUAGACAUAGAAAAAAUUCACGGAAAGACAACUCUUAAACUCGAUGAAAUCUCUGUCGAUGCAUCCGACGCUUGGCGCACGGCCGACGUUCUGCUGUUCAACACUGGUCAUUGGUGGAGCCACACAGGGUCUCUACGAGGGUGGGAGCAGAUGGAGAUAGGAGGGAGAUAUUACGGAGACAUGGAUAGGUUGGUGGCAAUGCGAAAAGGACUAACAACAUGGUCUAAUUGGGUCCUUCGUUAUAUCAACUCGCCCCUCACUAGAGUUUUCUUCCUCUCCGUCUCACCCACACACUACAAUCCAAAUGAGUGGACUUCAGGAGCAAAAGCUUCAACGAUAACUCAAGGAGGAAAAACCUGCUACGGUCAAACCACGCCGUUUAGUGGCACAUCGUACCCAACAAGCUCAUACGUUGACCAGAAGAAAGUGAUUGACGAAGUGGUGAAAGAGAUGAAAUCUCAUGUCUCAUUGAUGGAUAUAUCUAUGCUUUCGGCUCUUCGAAUUGACGGUCAUCCUUCAAUCUACAGUGGAGAUCUCAAUCCUUCUCUAAAGAAAAAUCCUGAUCGUUCAUCUGAUUGUAGCCAUUGGUGUCUUCCUGGUCUCCCUGAUACUUGGAACCAGUUGUUCUAUGCUGCUAUGUUGCUUUAAGAUUUGAUUACCAUUUAUCAACCAAAUGUAUCUAUUUAAUUAUAGUUUUGCUUUUUAUUGUAAGUUGGUACGUUUAACCAAACAUAUAAUUGUGAU
Messenger RNA from Brassica oleracea var. oleracea, 1372 nucleotides. Its product is annotated as protein trichome birefringence-like 45. Gene Ontology annotation, molecular function: O-acetyltransferase activity. The transcript has 5 exons. The record is from RefSeq and is a predicted model, not a curated record. Gene Ontology annotation, cellular component: Golgi apparatus. NCBI's taxonomy places the organism in Eukaryota, Viridiplantae, Streptophyta, Magnoliopsida, Brassicales, Brassicaceae. Bases 14 to 1276 code for a protein of 420 amino acids.